GAUAGAACUACAUGGGUCCAGUCUGUAAUGCUGCAGGGAAAGAAACUGGCCCAUUAUUAUUGUGUAAUACCAUCUGAAGGUUCAGAGGAGCCUGUAUCUUCAGGAUGUUGAUACCAGGGAUGAAUUGGCCUUUCAUUAGUUAGGGACAUCAAGAUGACAACAUACACACAUGGUCAAUCCAGUCCUUCUCUAGGAGAUGCAAAACUCAGACCAAUGGUCAUCGAAAUCAUAGAAAAAAAAAUUGAGUAUCUUAGAAAAGACAAGACUUUAAAUAUAUAUGGAACAGUGGUCUUUGGAACAGCAUCUAGUUUCUCUGGAAUGUUGGCAAACUUCAUUUUCAGACACUGCUUCAAGGUUAAACACGAUGCUGUGAAGACGUAUGCAUCACUGACUACACUUCCAUUUUUGUCUACUGUAGUUGCUUAUAAGCUCCUUGUUACAGAUGCUUUGUAUUCAGGUAAUAUAAGCAAGGAAAAUUGUGCUCUGAGAAGUUCACUGGUUGGCAUAGUAUGUGGUGUUAUAUAUCCAACUGGUUUGGCAUUUUCUAAAAAUGGGCGUCUGGCUGUAAAGUAUCAUACUGUUCCACUGCCACCAAAAGGAAGGGUUUUACUUCAUUGGGUGAUGCUUAGUCAAACACAGGUAAAAGGAAUGGCGAUUCCUCUAAUCUUUCAGCUGUUCUUUGGAGUAUAUAAUGGUCUACGACAUUAUGCAAUAUUUGAAAGUACACUUGAGAAAACUGUGCAUGAAGAUUAACCAAAUAAUGAAUGGAUUUUUUUAUGAUGAGGACUCAGGUAUUGCUGAAAGAAUUCAAAGUAACUCCGGCCAAUUUCUUUCUGUUCUUUUUGCCUAGUAUAUAGCAGGUUGUCAGUAAAUAUGCAGUAACUCAACAAAUAAAUGUAAGUUUUGUCUUUCUU
This is a messenger RNA of Miniopterus natalensis, 914 nucleotides long. It is a transcript of the gene TMEM126B, whose product is annotated as transmembrane protein 126B. Lineage: Eukaryota; Metazoa; Chordata; Mammalia; Chiroptera; Miniopteridae. Gene Ontology annotation, cellular component: mitochondrion. The record is from RefSeq and is a predicted model, not a curated record. Gene Ontology annotation, biological process: mitochondrial respiratory chain complex I assembly.